This is a messenger RNA of Symbiodinium natans, 2163 nucleotides long. The record is from the annotation of a GenBank genome assembly. NCBI's taxonomy places the organism in Eukaryota, Dinophyceae, Suessiales, Symbiodiniaceae.
AUGGACAGCGAUGACAUCAGUGCUGACGACAAGGGCCUCUUGCUCUCGGGUCUGGGCGGACUCAGUGAAGACGAGGUGACAGGGGUAAAAGAUCGCCUGCGGCUGCGUUUGGGAAUUCUGUCGCCCAAGACGUUGGUCUCUGGCAAGACGCUGCUGGAUGCUGUGGCCGCGCUUGGACUAACGCGAUACACCGAGGAGGACAUGAAUGAGUUUGUCAACAUGCUGGGGGACUUCAUCUCGCUGGAGUUCGAGGCAAAGCCACAGAAGAGAACGAACCAGACCAAUGAGUCCACUGGCACGUCCUCUGUGAAUUCCCUCUUCUUCGGUCAUGAAGCACCAGAACCUCUCGACACCAAGUUGGGCAAGCCUCACUGGCAGUGGCCGAAUCCAAUGUCAUCUCAGAGUUCUCCCAAUGUGCGCUCGAGCGCGAGCAUGAAGAAUGGAGCGGUGUCAAACGUGAUCGGCCAGCAGUCGAGAGCGCCGGUGUUAUACAACAUGGUCCCUGCACAGCCUUUGCUAGACAUCUUCCUGGCACAGGAGACGGACGUGCACAAAAGGAUUUUUGGAGCAAAAGGCUUAAAUCAGUACAGGGCCAUGAAAGAGAUCCUUCUGGCAGGCGACACGAACCGCUUAGUGGCAGAAUUGACCUUUGUACGAAUCAAUGACCUUGCGGCGCCACCAGAGCCAAUGCAUCCGAUCAUGUACCUGGAACCUCUGGUAGCCAUCUUGAUUGUUGGCAAUGGGAUCAUGAUAGGCUUCCAGACUGAUCCGAGCUACAAGGAAUGGAAUGGCUGGGUUUAUUUUGAAAUCGGAUUUGCCAUAUGUCUGAUUCUGGAAGCCGGUCUGCGCAUGUACAUGUUGGGUUGCUUCGGCUACUGGUGCGGAUCUGAACGGUUUUGGAACUGGUUCGACCUCUUCCUCAUGUGCACGGGCCUGUCAGACAUUACCAUCCAGCUUCUGGACGACGGACAGUCGGGCAUGGCAGGAACAUCUCUCCUAAGAUUCUGCCGCUUGAUACGCCUAGUUCGUAUUGUGAAGGUGUUCCGCAUCAAAUUCAUGAGAGAUUUGCGUCUCAUGGUGAAAGGGCUACUCGCUGGCAUCCGGACGUUGGCCCUGGCCUUUGUCCUACUCUUUACCGUCUUGUAUGUGAUCUCAGGCUUCGCAACGAUGACAAUAGGAGGCAGCUCAGUCACCGAGGAACUGAAGCUGACAGUUUACUUUGACAGCAUCCCAAACUCCAUGUUUACAGCAUUCAGAUGCUUCACGGGGGAGUGCGUGAACGACGACGGGGAACCCAUCCACUCUUUGCUUGCCUCGAGGUUCGGGUUGCCUUUCAUAGCCUCGUAUGUUGCCAGCUACAUGCUGGUAACCAUGGGCAUCUUCAACGUGAUCUUGGCGGUCUACGUGGACAUAACCAUGAAGGCCGCCAAGGAGAAUGAUGCAGUCACGGCCGAGCAGUAUUCUCGUGAGUCAAUCCGGGUUGCACGGACCACGCGGGAGCUCCUGAAGAAGUUUGCUGCGGCAUAUCACUCUUUUCAUGGGGAUCACCACCGCCGUCGCCACGGUUUUCCCCAUGACGAGCACGACUCCGAGUCCAAGCUCACCUCUCCAGCCAAGGCUUUGUACACAGAGGAUGGCAUGCAUGACAAGAUUGCCAUGACGAAAGAGUUGUUCCUUCUUGUCAUUCAGGAUCGUGGUGUUCAGAAGCUUAUGGAUGACCUGGAUCUACCUCAUGAUCGCGCCAAUCUCUUCGAGAUCAUCGAUGCGGAUGGCAGCGGCACCCUUCAAAUCACAGAGCUCUUGCAAGGCCUCCUGAAGAUCCGUGGCGAAAUAAACAAGAGUGACACCGUUGCAUCCCUUUUGGCCACGAAGGCCGUGUUCAGCAUGCUAAGCGAGAUGAAAGAGGAGCAACUCCAGGAGUUCAAAACCAUACGGGCAGAGUUCGCUCAGGCUUUGUGCCUCCACUUGGGCAGGCUAUCAAGGCUAUCGGCGCAAUUGGCGCCACCAGUUCCAGCCCUUGGGGCAAGUGCCACCACAUCUUUGCACACGAAAGAACCACCGGAGCAAGACAAGGGCUCCGAGGGCCCUGUCCUUGAUCUGGAUCAGGUUCGAACGUCUGCCAAACCCGAGGCCGCGGAAGAUGCUGAAGCUCAGCCCUCAUGA